GUCUAGGGGCUUGGCCUCACGCAGUCCCUAGGGACUUGCCGGAGUGGUACACGUGUGCUCCUAAUCACCGAAUGGUAUGUCGGGACCCUCGGCAUGGGGUUGGCUUAUAAGCUGAUAUCCGCUGCCAAACAAUAGUAAGUAUUGUUUUGCAUGCGCUUUACUGUCCUGCAAAUCAUCAAAUAGCCAGUAUGGCGCAAACAUGCAGCCAUCCGCGGCCAACUUCUAGCAGGGAGGACCUCUGGGCGCGCCUCACGCCCGAGCUUAUCCAUAAGAUCAGUAGCUACUUGCAUCCUAAUGAAGUUAUUACCAGUGUCAAACUGCUCAACCGGGAGACUGCGGAUUGCCUCCACGACAGCUUUCGCUCUUUCGUUCUGGGCUGCAAACAAGAGUACAAAUGGGAGCCAUACCGCGCGGAGCAGCCCUGGCCGGGCCGGGACUUUGUGGCGCACUGGGGCAGGCCCGGCCCCUGGCGCGGCCUCAGCCUGGCCCAACGUCACCGGCUGCUUUGCCUGGCGGCCUCGUCGGGCCACCUGCCCAGCCUGGACGCGGCGCUGGCGCAGUGCGGCUGCACUCUCACCUCAGGGGCUCUCGCUUCAGCAGCGGCCGGCGGCAGCGUGGCGGCUUGCGAGCGGCUGCUGGGCGCGGGCGAUGAGGGGAGCCACGCGGCCAGCGCGGCUGCGGCGGUUGGCCACAUGCCCGUGCUGCGGCUGCUGCUCGACCGGACAGGUUUAUUAACAAGAGCGUCAUUGUACGCCACAAGCUGCACGGCGGCAGCAUGGGCGGGCCAGUUGCCGGCGCUGCAGCUGCUGCUGGAUUUUGCCGCUGGCGGUGCAAAGACACGGGUCAUCAGGAAUGCCGCAGCCGGCGCCUUCGCGGGCGGGCAGCGGGAGAUCCUCGUCUGGCUGCAGCAGGCGCACGGCUACAGCCCCAGUCUGGGAGAUGCAGUAGCAGCGGCGCGGGGGGGUCACGUGGCGGUGUUGGAGCAGCUAAUGCCGCCGGUGCUACAGCCAGACAGACCGCCAGCGGCCGCGGCAAGUGCAGGGAAUGACUCAGAGCAAAACCGGGUGAGCAGGACGGCACUGCUUGAAGCUAUCACCGCCGGCUGCCCUGUGGAGGUCCUGCAGCGGCACUAUGCGCGGCUGUGGUCGUUGCCGGCGAGAGCGGAUGCUAAUGGGGAGCUCGGUGAAGAUGCAGCAGCCGCAGCAGCAGCUAGCAACAUUCGGCGGGUACUGCUAAACGCCGUCGCGGGCAGCGGCACGGAUUGCUGGGGCCGUAAGCUGGACUUCCUCCUGUCGGCUUGGGGCCCAGCCGUGGUGGCACGGGAACUACAGAAACCCGCAACCCUUGCUUUUGAAGCGUCUUUGCAGCCAGACUACACGCAGCGGCUGCGGCGCCUGCAUGCAGCGGGCAUGCCCCUGGGAGUGGAGGCGAUGGAGUAUGCAGCUAGAUUCGGGCACGUCGACGCGCUCACGUAUCUCUUAGACGAGGCCGGCGCACCCGUAGCAGCCAUUGACACGGCGUUUGUGCGGGGCUAUGUGUUGGCGUGCAGGCCUAAGCAUGCAGUUACGCAGCAACUGUUGAGGCUGCUGAAGGAGCGUGGCUACACGUUUACAGCAGCAGACGUGAAGAUGGCAGCAUCACACCGCUGGCUUGAGGAGUCUUUGCUUGCGCUAAUUCAGAUGGUGGUGGAUGGCGACACAGACGGAGACGACCGCAGCCGUUGGUCGGCAGCAUUCGUGUGCGCCGCCUAUGCCGGCGCCGGCAUUUGCGUGCUGCAGGCGCUGCGGGCGCGCGGCGCGGCUGUGGACCUGGCGGCGGUGGCGAAGGGCGGCAGCGAGGAGGCACUGGACUGGGCGGCGGCGGAGCUGGAGGCGGAGCAGGAGCAGCAUGAUGGCGGCUUGGGUGGGGUGCUGGCGCCAUUGGGGCCCUCAGAGAUUCACUGGAUACACAAGCGCGGCAACCUCGCCGCCCUGCGCUGGCUGCACCGGCGCGGACUGCUGGACGGCCGCAGUGUGAGCUGGCUGGCUGGCCGCGUGGAGCUGGGGGUGGCGCCUGCAGCAGCCGGAGGGGUCGAGCACUGAGCAGGGCGGCUGCAUGGGGGCAGAAAAGUGUCAGUGGAUAGGGUAGGGCAAGUACAGGCGCGGGGACCGUGGGUGCUCUUGGGCCAUCGGCGUUCUGAGUGAUAGCAGAAUCCAUGGCUGCUUAAGGUCGCUGGCGGUUUGGUGGGGUUCUCCGUCCCAGCCUUGGUCGUGGCAUGUACGGUAUGUUGGCAAAUACAGACGGCGUAGGCGGACAGGGUGCAUGCGGGGGGAGGGAAUGCUUGGGGUUGGGGCACUGUGUAAGGACCGAAGCCCGUGCUGCUGCUGCGUUUGCUGCUUGCGAGGUAGGGCACAGUAGUGGCACGGUGGCCUGCUGGCGGGCGACACGGCGCCGUGUGGGGGGUAGCUACUUGGCACGAAUGCACGCACCAGCAUGGACCGGCAUGGACGGCUCAUGUGCACAGCUAGCUAACGUGCGUGCGUGCGGUAUCGCCAGAUGCUGCAGCGUUCGUGGUGUUCUGGGAUGCUGGUGGUAGAGGCACGCACGUCGCUGCCGGCGGCUGAAUGUUGUUGCGGGAGGCGGUGGCGUGCUGCUGAGGGGCGCAUGCCGCCUUGCGGUGCGGGCGGCAGGAGGCACUGUGUAGCAGCACAGCGGCUGUGAGCUGGGAGGUUCGAGCUGGUGGGAGCUGCGCGGUUGGGUCCGCCGUCGCUGUCGCCGCGCUCAACGGGGCCGCCCCAUGCACGCCGCAGUGGCACACGGCUGCUCAUAGACUGCUAGUGGGAUGUCGGGACCCUUGGCAUGGGGGUGGCUUAGCUGACAUC
This is a messenger RNA of Chlamydomonas reinhardtii, 2861 nucleotides long. RefSeq lists its product as uncharacterized. Gene Ontology annotation, cellular component: endoplasmic reticulum; cell periphery; membrane. Gene Ontology annotation, biological process: ceramide biosynthetic process; sphingolipid catabolic process. Lineage: Eukaryota; Viridiplantae; Chlorophyta; Chlorophyceae; Chlamydomonadales; Chlamydomonadaceae. Bases 189 to 2081 code for a protein of 630 amino acids. Gene Ontology annotation, molecular function: glycerophospholipase activity. The record is from RefSeq and is a predicted model, not a curated record. The transcript has 3 exons.